Molecule: messenger RNA, 5060 nt
Organism: Leptidea sinapis
Lineage: Eukaryota; Metazoa; Arthropoda; Insecta; Lepidoptera; Pieridae
Exons: 4
Coding region: 165-830 (221 amino acids)
Source: RefSeq, a predicted model, not a curated record
UAUUUUUUGAUUUAGAUACUUCGGAUUUCGGAUAUAUUUGCAGCUUCUGAAACCUCUUCAAGUCGAAGCGAUUGUCGUCUUCGUUUUCUAUUAGUUUGCUAAUAGAAAUUGAUUGGUUUUUAGUGAAAGCUUAUUAGGUCUAAUAAUAAUUGGUACCAACCAACAUGUCUUCAGUAUGUUGUGGAACUAAGAAACAAAAACUAAACAAUUUAUACAGCAAUCAUGUUGAAAGACCAAUGAAUGGUCACAAAGAAGCAGUUGCUAUUCCAGAUAUGUGCUACUUUUGUUUCGAUGUUUUGUAUAGUCAGUUACACAGUAUGGAUCCACCACAGACGCCAAAUUUUACGAAUGAAGCAUUUCCCCUUUUUGUCACUUGGAAGAUUGGCAAAGAGCAUCGUCUUAGAGGAUGCAUAGGCACAUUCAAUGCUAUGCAUUUGCAUUCAGGUCUCCGAGAGUAUGCAAUCACAAGUGCCUUAAAAGACUCGCGCUUCUCUCCAAUUACUCGCGAGGAAGUUCCGCGGCUGACAGUUUCUGUAUCUAUUCUGCAGAAUUUUGAAGAGGCAGAACAUUAUCUAGACUGGAAGCUCGGUAAACAUGGAAUUCGUAUUGAAUUCAUUAGUGAACGAGGAUCGAAACGUACUGCAACCUACUUACCUCAAGUCGCUACUGAACAAGGUUGGGACCAAGUACAAACCAUUGAUUCCCUUCUUCGGAAAGGUGGAUACAAAGCUGCAAUCACUGCAGAUAUGAGACAGAGUAUCAAAUUAACCAGAUACCAGUCUGAGGAGAUCUCGGCCUCCUACAACGAAUACAUAAGCCAGCGUUGCUAGCAAACAACAAGUCAACCCUUGCCGGGGUUCCCAAACUCUACAUCAGUAGUUUAUUGGAUGAACACAAGUGACCGUUGUGUUAAUGUAGCCUCUAAGGAUAUGUAUUAUAGUGAAACAUGCAGGUUUUGUGUGAGAAACAACAGUUGGAGUUUAAUAGUUACAAGAAGUCAUAAUUAUACUCAAAGUGGAUCCGGAAUGUAUAUGAGACACAAUGGUGUUACGUAAAAUAUAUCACUGCCAAUGACAUUCCUCAAGGGCAUCAUGGUGUCAUCAAUGUAUCCCGGUAUUUCGUCUCCCAUUACAAGUGUUUAUAUAGAUUAUAAUAGUUUUCAUAGCUUAAUAAGUAGGUACAUAUAGAAUGGUUCAUAGGUACUUAGUACUAAACUUAUAAUAUUUCAAGCCUUAUAAAAAUAUUACAAGAAAUAACUUAUGAAAUAGUGAGAUGAUAAUAAUAGUAUGAAAUAUCGUUUAGCCUAGUUUUGUAUGUGUUUUAUGUUCAGAGAACGGGCUUUGUUAGAAAAGAAAAAAAAUAUUUGUACUUUCUGUAAGAUGUCUCAAUAGCAUGUUUGGUUCAAACUUCAAAUAUAAUUAUUGGGCUUGAGCUCACCUAUAACUAUGUAUGUAGUUACAAUCCUACCUUGGCUGACACCGACUUUUACGCUGACCGAAGAUUAUUACACAUUUGUUUAUACAAGACAAGUGUUGACCCGGCGAUACUCCGCGCCACUCAUUCUAUGUAUGAACUAUCAUAUGUAAUGAAAUAUGAUAAUAAUAACGAUACGACAUGGGUACCUGAAAAUAAAAAGCGCAAAAAUACGUAAGAUUAACAAUACCAUGUCUAGAUAAUAGCAGUUUAUUUGUAGUGUCACAUACUUAUAUAACAUUUAUUUCAUUAUUUUUGAAGCCAAUUCUUUGAACAUACACUGCAAUCUUUAAUCUACAUUUUAAUACAAACUUUAAUCUGUGGGUAAAUGCUAUUAGUACACAAUUAUUCGUAAGAUUUUGAUGCAAUCUUUCGGUAGGUAGUUAACAUGUUAUAAUAUUUUGCUUUAUUAUUUGGUAUUCUCGCAUAAACAAAUUGCAAAUCUGUUUUGGAAUGACUGUACAUUUAGAAUACAUAUAAUAUUAAUUGUCUGUUAAUUUCUAUUCCGAUUAAUGUUCGUUUAUCUAAACAGGCUGUCGAAGCUUGUGCAAGACUAAAUCUUACAUAAUAUGUUCAAGUUAAGAAUGCUCAUUUAAAAAUAUUAUUUAGAUAGUAUUUGACAAUUAAUAUCGUCACUACGGCUACGAAACAGUAAACUGGAAGAAAAAAAGAUCUAUAUAAGUGUUUGCUCAUUCUAAAAUUUAAGAAAAUACAUUGUCAAACCCUUAUGUUUUGGACACAAUUUAUAUAUUGUUUGAGUGAGAUAAUAAGGUUCCCUGCCGCACGGUAUCCGUCAUAUUAUAUUUAGGUAUGGCGGUGGGUACACUGUCGCAACAUGUCGCGUUGUGUUCUCUAGGGUGGCUCCGAGGUUGGUUGGUUCUCCUACAUGACAGAGAUACAAAGUGGACAUAGCGCACCUUUCAUAUAUAUGUAAUAAUAAUAUUGACACACUUUUACACAAAUUAUCUUGCCCCAAACUAGGCAUAGCCUGUACUAUGGUUACAAGACAACGAUAUAUUUAAUACAAUAUACUUACUCAAACAUACAUAAAUACAUAUAGUCAAGCUGUCACUGAUUAAAUCGAACCUCUCGAACGAGAACGUUACGAAAAAAAAAAUAUUAAAACCAUAGUUAAAGUGCCACUAUUGCAUGCAAUCUGUGAAAAAAUGUGACGAUAAAAUAUAGAUAAGAUGGAGGUAAUAUAGAUAAGAUCUUGUAAAAUCAUAAGGUAUACUUUAAUUACAAUAGAAACUGAAAUCAAUUAAGAUAUAAAAAUUUAACGUUAAAAUUUUUCACCAAGAAAUCAAUUCAAUACGUUUUCUAUACAAUUCAAUAUAAAUGAGCAUAAAUAAAGGACGCAAUGAAUAUCAUGUAACCUUAAUUUACAAAACCUAAGCUGUGUUAUUAAUAUUAACAAAACGCGUAGCAAAGUUAGUCCAAGUUUAAAACUUUUUGUCUUUAUCUUAUCUCACUACAGAACUACAUGACAAGGAGAAUUCAUUUUAAAUGUUGUGAAUGCUGUUGUAUCACUUGAGUGUUCCAAAAGUGAUACGCGCUGAAGGUACGUACUGCCAAUGUAGAAUAGGAUGAUUAAAUCUCGAUAUAUCUGUGUGACCCUAGAUUGAACAUUGACUAUUGUAUCAGAGAGUGAGAAUUUACAUUAUUAUCAUGUAUAAAAAGCAAUCAACAAAAUUCGUUACUACACAUUGUUGUGUGAGUUUCAUAGCUAUAAAGGCGUGUGUUAAUUCUAGAGUAGUUUAAAAAUUGGGUGGUUUAUAAGGCUUUGCUUGUGUUUAUUUGAAAUAUUUUAAGGUUAACUUAGCUGUUAAUUAUUGAAAUAAUAUGAACUGAGAGCAAUGUCUAAUCAAGAUGUCUGAUAAAUACUAGUUACAGUGCUUCCAAAUUAAUAAUGCGCAUACAGAUCUUCGCUAAUGGACUUAUUCCCGGAAACACCCGAAUCAUUCAAUCGUAAGAGCCCUAAACAAUGCACUUGCAUUUUACACCUUGUGCGAAAGAAAUAGGAGUCAAAUCAUGUGUUCACAAUACGAAAACAAAUUGGGCCGUCGGCUGUGGUAGCCGGUCAGUCAGUCGUGUUUAAGUAUUGGUGCCGACUGCACGUGUUCAGUCUAUGUGGAAUUAUAUAGAGCUCCUAUUACACACCCCUCUUGUUAUUAUUAUUGUAAUAUAAUUCUACUAAAUUAUGCAGAAGUAAUGCAUUUUACCACUCUAUAUAGAUAUCGUCUCCCGACGGUCGGGAAAUACGACCGUUGCCGAAAAGUGGCGAAGAUCUGUAUGCGCAUUAUUAAUUUGGGAGCACUGUACCUACUUUUUAUAUUGAGCAACUGUCAUUUAGACACUAUUUUCGGGGUGCUAUCAUGGUAUAAUAAUAUACUCCGCCUGGUAUUCUGGUUCCGUCACAGUUGUGAUGACUGUUCUUAAACUAUUUUCGAGUGAAACAAAGCUAUAGAUUUGCUGUAGAUGUGAGCGACACGACAAUGGCGAUGUAAUGGCGGGCUGUCAGUAUGACAUAAUAUACCGUAUCGUGGGAUGAGAAUACCACGCGGAGUAUAUUACUGCUAUGGGUGCUAUAUUAUAAUCUGAUAACCUGAUGUUAAAUUUAACAAUUAAAAUAUUAUGAUCUGAGUUAAAACCUUACUAAUUAUUAUUACUUAUUUAUCAAAUUAACUUUUAAAAUUAAAAAAAUGUGUUUUAAAAUAUUUCCAUUACAAAAAAUCACAUAUAAGUUUAAUUAUUUGUCGUAAUCAAAAUAGUCUUUCGUAUAUUUUUUGUAUGAUUUUUUUUUUUCAGUUGUCUCAGUUCUAUUGUUUCAUUUUACAUAAAUAAGCAUAUGUAAUAUAGUUUAUAUUACACACUAGUUAACCUUAUAAACUUAUGAAUCUUAAUUUAAUGUCCAUAAUAUUUUGUUUAUAUACAGAAACUAACAUAUAAGCUCAGAAUACAGAACAGACCAGAAACCGUGAACCCGCUCCAAUCAUGUGAGCCAGUAGUUGCUAGCUAACAAGGAGUAAUUGGUUAUGGCGCGUGCGGGGAGUUAUAUAGUGCUGUAUACACGUUAUUAAACACUCGUGGUUUGUUUUGUUUUCUGCGCAUAUUUAGUAAUUAUUGCGAGUAGUUGCCAGGUGCAACUAGAUGUGGUGUACAACUUUGGUCCCACGCAAUAAUAUACCCACGUGACGUGUGAUUUAAAACUGAUUCUUGGGAAGCAAUCUGGACAGAAAGUAUAUAACAUAACCUAAACUGGCUGUUUUUAUGACGCCAUCCUGUUAACAUAAUAAUAUAUUUACCCUUACCCACUACACGCUUGUGUUCCUGGCAACUGGUUACUCUUGAGUGUUGUGAGAUAUUUGAUUGAACUUUAGCAUUUUAACAUUGGAUAAGAAAGUGAAAAUUAUGAAAAAAGUAUAUAAAGUUAUAAAAAUACAAAAAAUUUAUAUAUUAAGCUUAAUUUGUUGUAGGUUAAGUAGGCGUCAUACUUCGAUAUUUUUAAUACGAAUUGUUAUUUGAAUGGACGUUUAUUUCUUGGAGCGUCCUUGAAUCUUUUAAUUAUAAUAAACAUUUGCCGCCAA